CCACAGCAGUCGGUUGCUUCUCUUUUUCUGUACAUCAGCCACAAUUAUUUGAUUUCUACAUGAGUGAAUUUACCUGAACUAAUGCACAAAUAUAAUCAGAAUCAUAGCUGGAUCAUAGACACUAUUUCAGAUGAUGAUAAAAAUGAGCACCUAAAGGUAAGCAAUGCUUUUUGUAACGACUGAUCACAUCACAUCUGCUGAUCUAAAACAGAAAAACCUGUCAAAGACUUCCUGCGCACACACAUACAAUAAAGAGAAGAUAUCCUUGAACAAAUUAUUAACCUGAGGACUCCUGGCAUACAAACUUAAAGCUCUUCAGUGAGCUCUUACCAUCCUUAAAGCAUCCAUGGAUCUCAGCGAAGAGGAGUUUACUCCUCUAAUGAUCAGAGACCGCAGAGGCAGCCAGAGGUCCAGUUCAAGCAUUGCUUCCGGUUUGCAAGUACACUUGUACUUCUUCCCUCCAAGAAAAGAUGCAACGACAAUACACAUAUCAUCUGGCCAAAUGUCAGCAGAAAAUGUUUGCAUCCAAGCAGCCAAAAGAUCCGGAAUUUUACCAGUUUACCAAAGUCUUUUUGGUCUGGCCUCUGGUGACCUCUCAUUCUGGUAUCCCCCAUCACACAUAUUCAACACAGAAGAAAACCUACAGGUCCACUUCAGAGUCAGGUUUUUCUUUGGAAACUGGUAUGGACAAGGACCAAGAAUGUCGUACCGCUACAAUCUGACCAGAGACAGAAUAAGUCCUGUACUUGACUACUCUGUCAUUGACUAUCUCUUUGCACAGGUACGAAGUGACUUUGUCUCGGGCGAAGCCGGAGUGGCUCCACCAUUAAGCGUUCAAGAAGAAUGCCUUGGCCUGGCAGUUCUGGACCUGUGGCGGUUGGCAAAGGAGCAGCAUCAGAGCGUAAGGGACCUCUGCAAGAUUGUCAGCUACAAAUCUUGCCUUCCUGAAACACACCGCCACGACAUCCAGAAGCGGAAUCGCCUGGAUCGCUAUCGAAUCAGACAUACUCUCAAGCGUUUCCUAAAGAAGCUUGGAAACUGUUCUGUGGAUGAGUGCUGCCUGAAACUAAAAUACUUGGUCGAAAUGGCUGGCAUUGUUCCUACCUUGGGAAGUGAAGUCUACCACAUCAGCGCUGGUUCUUCCAAUUCCAAUGGAAUGUUCACUUAUGUGAAGGUCACUGGGGAAACUGGAAUUCAAACCAGCGGAAGUUGUCAUCCUGAUGGUUCCUUGGAGUGGCAGACUUUCUGUGAUUUCCAGGACAUCAUUGCCAUCAGUCUGAAGAGGGUAUCUCAUGAGCAGGAGGACAGCAGGUUGGUGACUGUGUUUCGUCAUGACGACAGAUACAUGGAAGCCAAUUUCAAGAGUCUCAAAAAAGCACUGUCAUUUGUGUCACUUCUUGACGGCUACUUCAGACUGACCACUGACUCUACCCACUACUUCUGUCAGGACACUGUGCCUGAAAGUAUUCUGGAGGGUAUCAGAAACCAUUUUCAUGGCCCAAUUACGUCGGAGUUUGCAGUCGACAAGUUGAAAAAAUCUGACGUUAAAAGUGGAACAUUCCUACUCCGGCAGAGUCCCAAAGAUUUUGAUAACUUUUACCUCACUGUCUGUAUCCAGACUCCUCUUGGACUUGAUUAUAAAGACUGUCUCAUCGUGAAGAAUGACAACUACCGUCUUCCUGGUGUCCAGAAGUCCUUUUCCAGUUUAAGAGAGCUCACUAGCUUUUACCAACAACACAAACUUCUUUUGGAUAAUGUUCCUGCCAAGCUCGGCUAUUGCUGUCCACCCCAGCCCAAAGAGCUCACAAAUCUCAUCGUCAUACGUAACGGCAUCCCUGUUGAGGCUCAAGGGUCCCCAACACCUGAGAGGAAAAGGUUCUGUCAUAUUCAGUUCCACAUGAUCAAAUAUGAAGACCUAAGAUGGGGGGAGAGCCUUGGACAGGGAUCUUUUACUCGAGUUUUUAAAGGCUACAAAACUGACAUUCGUGAUGGGGAGAAACAUGUGACGGACGUUCUCCUCAAAGAACUUGAUAGUGCUCACAAAAACUGCUGGGAAUCAUUUUUUGAAGCUGCCAGCAUAAUGAGUCAAAUCUCACACAAACACCUCCUCUUGGUUUAUGGCAUCAGUGUCCAUGGAACAAAAAACAUAAUGGUCCAAGAGUUUGUAAAGUAUGGAGCCCUCGACCUUUAUCUGAAAAGGGGGAGAUCCAUGUCAGUGAGCUGGAAACUUGACGUCGUCAAACAGCUUGCUUGCGCCCUCAACUUUCUGGAAGAAAAGAACAUUGUUCACGGAAACAUUCGUGCAAAAAAUCUUUUACUGGCCAGAGAAGGUGACGUGUCUCAGGCCAGCUCUCCUUUUAUCAAGCUAAGCGACCCCGGCGUCAGCGUUGCAAUGAUAGGCAGAGAUGUUAUCUUGGACAGGAUUCCGUGGGUGGCCCCUGAGGUGCUGGAGGCACCAGACAAGCUAACCUUGGCGUCUGAUAAAUGGAGCUUUGGAGCCACUGUGUGGGAGAUCUUCAACAGUGGCAAAGCCCCACUGCAUGACUGGGACCUUCAACAGAAGCAGCAGUUUUAUGAGAGUUUCCUCCAGCUGGCGCCCUCUCAAUGGACGGAGCUGGCCGAGCUGAUCAGCCAAUGUAUGAACUACAAAGCGGCCUUUCGACCUUCAUGUCGCAGCCUCAUCCGUGAGCUCAACAGUCUCAUCACAUCAGACUAUGUGAUACUUCAUGCCACUGAGCCUGUAACCCUCAACCCAAUGUGUCACGCAUCCAGUCCCGCCCUUCAGGAUCAGACACUAUUUGAGUACAGACACCUACGUUACAUCUCCCUACUGGGAAAGGGAAACUUUGGAAGUGUCGAACUGUGUCGUUACGACCCACUGGGAGACAACACAGGUGAGAUGGUUGCUGUGAAGAAGUUACAGCCCAGUAAGCAAUCAAGCCUGGAGGACUUCCGUAAGGAGAUCAAAACCCUCAGCAUGAUGUCUUGCGACUACAUCGUCAAGUACAAAGGGGUCUGCUAUAGCAUGGGGCGGCUCAACAUGAGUUUGGUGAUGGAAUAUUUACCACAUGGAAGUCUUAUCGUAUACACAGAAAACAACAGACACAACAUCAACACCCGGCGCUUGCUGCUAUUUGCGUCGCAGAUCUGUAAGGGCAUGGCGUACCUGCAGACGUUACGUUAUGUGCACAGAGACCUAGCAGCCAGAAAUAUCCUCGUGGCUAGCGAAUCAUUGGUGAAAAUUGCUGAUUUUGGACUGACCAAGAUUGUUCCUUUGGACAAAGAGUACUACAGAGUCAAACAGCCAGGAGAAAGCCCCAUCUUCUGGUAUGCCCCAGAAUCCAUCAAUGAUUUCAGAUUCUCCCAAAAGUCAGAUGUGUGGAGUUUUGGAGUUGUUCUUCAUGAGCUCUUUUCCUACUGCGAUACGGACGCCAACCCCAAAAAACUGUGUAUUCAGAGGAUCGGGACCAACGUGCAUGGAUUAUCCAUUUCAAUCCAUCUGCUCAAUAUCCUCAAGGACAAUUGGAGGUUGCCCCCCCCUCCGAACUGCCCGCCCAAGGUCUACGGUUUGAUGAGGCAGUGCUGGGUUUACAACUUUGAGGAGAGGCCCUGUUUCUCCAGUCUGGAGGAUCAAAUAGAAGUCAUCAUGCGCGAAGAGAGAGAGAACCUGAGAGGCUGAAUGGAAGCGGCUCUUGCGGUGCUGCCAAAAAUGGCAAAACGCCAUGUUUGCAAGCUGCACCGAGCGAGCGUGAAGAUUAUCUCUCUAUGCAGUUGCAGCUGGAUCCAAACGUUUUGGGGGGCUAAACAACCAGGAAAAUGUUUCAACUGCAUAAUGCUGCAUUUUUUUUCCUGUUUUUUUUUUUUAUUUCUCAGAAUACAGGACUGUUUAGCAGUUUUUACAUUUUGUCAGAGGCUUUAGUU
Syngnathoides biaculeatus (alligator pipefish) is the source of this 3921-nucleotide messenger RNA. RefSeq names its product Janus kinase 3 (a protein tyrosine kinase, leukocyte) (gene jak3). The record is from RefSeq and is a predicted model, not a curated record. Gene Ontology annotation, cellular component: cytosol; cytoskeleton; membrane. Gene Ontology annotation, molecular function: ATP binding; cytokine receptor binding; non-membrane spanning protein tyrosine kinase activity. Lineage: Eukaryota; Metazoa; Chordata; Actinopteri; Syngnathiformes; Syngnathidae. Bases 347 to 3679 code for a protein of 1110 amino acids. Gene Ontology annotation, biological process: peptidyl-tyrosine phosphorylation; cell differentiation; cell surface receptor signaling pathway via JAK-STAT. The transcript is spliced from 24 exons.